This is a messenger RNA of Exophiala spinifera, 1662 nucleotides long. RefSeq lists its product as uncharacterized. The coding region runs from base 1 to 1662 and encodes 553 amino acids. The transcript is spliced from 3 exons. Lineage: Eukaryota; Fungi; Ascomycota; Eurotiomycetes; Chaetothyriales; Herpotrichiellaceae. The record is from RefSeq and is a predicted model, not a curated record.
AUGGCAACCCUGCAGCUUACGCCAAGGACCACAUCUAACCCCGGCGACCAGUUGCCACUACUUUUCAUCACGAAUAACCCGAGACGUUACUCGUACACCCUCUGUACCAAUGACGCAAAAGCCGUCGCGUCGCAUGUAUCUGCGCGGUACCGAGCAUGGAGUAAGACAAAUCGGCGAAGCCUCGCACUGGAUUCAACCACAAGGGCUAUACUGGCCGCACGGAAUUCAGCCCUGCAGAAUCCGGGAAGCUCGAAACCACUCAAGGCUGGGGCCAAUGGUACAGCCUACGCUGAAACUGUCGAGCGGCUCAAGAGAUAUCACCAUGCCAUGAGUACUCGUCGCCGUAGAUCUUUCGCCGAGACUUUACAAUCCGACCGGGAUGAAUCAAAUAGCGACACCUGGUCCAUGUUUGCGGAUAUCGUAUCUCCUCACAUUACUCAACUGGGAUCACAAUUUUUCGAUCCUUUUACCGCAACCAACGUCAAAUUUGACAGAGAGAUCAAGUCUACAUUGCACUUCUACUUCACAGUCAUCCAGCCAUUUGCCAUAAGCUUGAUGCCAUCGUGGCACUGGAUUGACAACUUGUCGCGACUUCAAAGGACACCUGUUCUCUGCUAUGCGGUCGCGGCAUUUACCUCGAUGUUCUUGUCAGGGUUCCUGAAUGGCGGACCGGGGGUUGUCCUGCCGCCUGCCGAUGAAGAGGGCGAGCGAUCGUUAUGGUCUAUUCCGGCGUGGUUAAGGUUGCAGACGAGCUGCCUUACCAAGUUAAACACGGUCCUUUUCCGUCAACCAUCUCCAGAAAUUACCGAGGAGUGCUAUGAGGCUAUUCUCUUUUUGUUUCGUAUGUCAGUGUUUCUCGCCGACGGCGAAUCAACGAGGCUACAUUACAAGAUUCUUAAGCGCAUCGCGCCGACAGCGGGCAAGAAUAAGUUCAACCUUCUCCAAGAAUUAGCAGUAAUGAAGGUGAACCUUGCCUGUAUAUUCAUGUUCCAACACUCGAUCAUCCCCCUACGAACAAGUGAGCAAGAGGUAUCAGAGUACCCUGGGAUUGAAAUCGGUCGUGCAGCAUGGUCCUCAGAACGAGAAUGGCAAAACCAUCGAGCAAUCGUAUCUGCACGACUACUAGCCUGGCGUGUCGAAGAACCCGGCGACAAGCUCCAAAGCGAAACGGGAUCCACAAUCUUGCGUCUAGACCUGAGUAGCAAGUUGUUAGCCAGUCGCGAAAGUACAGAGAUCCAGCGCUGUUUCCAGAUGGCUGUCUUCUUGAUCAUGUACCUUCACAACAUCGACUUCAACACGAAGGCGCCUCGUGUGAGAUCAAGUCUCACUAUGUUGAGGAAGAAGCUUGCUGAAAUAGGGUUGUGUCAUAUCCGCAAGACUUGCACAUAUACUCUGUUUAUAGUCUUGCUGGCAGGGGCAAUGACAACGCGUGGUUGUCCCGAGAGAAGCUGGUUUAUCGAGCGACUGGCAGCACUUUAUCUCGAAGUCCGUUGUAUGGAUGACGUUCACAAAAUGCUUGUCGAAUUCAUAGACCCUCUCAGCCUUAUCAUCAGUGUUCUACGGGAGGUAUGGGAAGAAGUCGUCGACUUUCGAUCUGUCACAUUGGUUCAGAGCCGGGAAAUGGAUCUGAUCAUGGGCCGACAUCAUCUUGGAUGCUCUUGA